AACAGAAAACGAGGCCUCGUUUGUCAUCGUCACGUGAUUUUCACGGAAACGAUACAAGCCUCGAAUCGGGGCUUCAUCUGGAACGCCCCUUUUUGCUCGACACAAGCUCCGGAGCUUCGCUUCAGAUGUCACAUCACUACCCCUCAUACAUUAAGUUGGUCUCGAUAGGCAGUUGGUAGUCGUGUGUGUGUUUCAUGUCGACAUCUGAAUGUGUGUGUUUCGCGUAUUUUGAAGCGUGAGUGGACGUUUGCUGCUAGCUGCGCUAGCAUUAGCCCGCCGCAUGCGCUUCAUAAGUACGUCAAAAGCCAAUUUUUUAUUCCUCGUACAUGAAAUUUGGUCUCGAUAGUCAGUUGGUAGCCGUGUUUAUUUCAUGUCGACAUCUGAAUAUGUGCGUUUCGCGUAAUUUUGAAGCGUGAGUGGACGUUUGCUGCUAGCUCCGCUAGCAUUAGCCCGCCGCCUGCGCUUCGUAAGUAGGUCAAAAGCAAAUUUUUUGUUCCUCGUACAUGAAAUUUGGUCUCGAUAGUCAGUUGGUAGCCGUGUGUGUUUCAUUGUAACAUUUGAAUGUGUGCGUUUUGCGUUAUUUUGAAGCGUGGGUGGACGAUGGCCCGUUUGCCCAGCUAAUGUUAGCCCAUACGUUUUGUGUAUGUAAAUUAGCCACGUGUGUGUGUAUGUAAAUUAGCCACGUGUGUGUGUAUUGUUUUAGCUCGCUGUGUUACGUUACCAUACUACUGAGAAUGGCAAUAAUUAAAAGGGGUGAUGAUUAAGUAGAAUCAGAUUUCCCCUGUGUAUUAUAGGACUUUCCAUUCCCUAAAGUGAAACAAGCAGUGAGGAAAACAUUGCUGCCCAAAGAGAGUGGCCCAUGCAGCCCAAAGCAGAUUGCUCAUUUGAAGAAAGCAAUGCCAUCGCUUAGUAGUGAUCAGAUGGAUACACUGAUGGCUAAACUGGAGGAAUUAGGAGUUCUCUCUGUAGAUGACCUGAGCCUUGUUGACCCGGAGGACAUUAAAGACACUCUGCCAUUUAUUCAGUGCAAAAGAUUCGUCAGAGCUGUCAAAGCAUUGGAAUCAGAUUCACAAGCUCCACCGCAGUUUACCAGGCCUGGCCCCUCAUCAACACCUGAGCCACAUAGGUUUCAGCUGCCUUCAACACCACCUGAGACAGCCGACUCCCCAUCCCAAGACACAUAUUCUGUUCCAUGGCACAAAUUUCCCUCAAAAGUCAUGGAUGACUUGCGUGAAAAGAAGUACAUAAUGGGGAAAGACAGACGAGAGAUGGUUCGGAUCGUCGCUGAAGAUUACCUCCACAAACACCCAGGAAGACCUGGUAGACAAAAGCUGAGGGAACUCGCCAGUAUGAUUGUAGGACAAUAUCCUGCCUCCUUCAAGCUGACAGAGCCGUUUGGAAACAAACCUUUUGCAAAAGAUGGUUCUGAAACUCUAUUUCGUCAGCUGGAACACAGAAUUGAAAAUAUGAAGAGGCCACAAAGCUCACUGAAGAGGCGAGCAGGGGGUGAAAAUUCAACAAAGAAAAGGCCCAGGAAUUCAGAUCAGUAUGGAUGUGUGGCGUGGGAUCCAAUCAUUGAGGGGACUGUGUGUAGAGAAGACCUGCUGUCUAAACGAGAUGACUUGAAACGUGCCUUUCAAACCCAGGAUCUUCAGGAGUCAUCUGUUAGAAAAUUGAUGACCGAAACAUAUCCCAUUCAGCGUGAAAUCCUCAACGAUGCUGAUACCUUUAUUGGCGUUGUAAAGGAGGAGUGGCCGUUCCUGUUUGAAGUUCCUCACCUGUUUGAUCAUGCAUCUAAACUCCUUGGCUUCUCUGUACAAAACAAGCUGGCACAGGAACUUUCCAAAAAAGAAAAGGGGAUCAAUGACUUCCUUGACUCAAAAGGGAUGAAGACGGGCGAAGGUCCAAUACAGCUCAUCUGUGGCAUUGCAAAAUACUUCAAGGAAGACUCUUACAAACUCUUCGACAAAAAAGAGAUCUCUGCAGAUCCUGAAGUCGAACUCCCAGUGACCCCAUGCAUCCUAGUCAGGUGACCAGCAAUUCAAGAUUGCUCUUGAUGGGUUACUUGUCAAUGACCACAUCACCUCUCCCAUUGUGGCUUUGAGCUACGUCUUCUCCAUGUUUUAUGUCUGCAACAUCCAAUACCCACCGGAGAUGGCUUUUACUCUCGAAUUCAUGCAAAGAGUUUUCUUUGGGAUCAAUCCUGAGCGAGGCUCCAAGGCAGAGAAGAAAGGGAAGAAACAGCACUUCAUACUUCCACAGGUGUGCAAGCUGGUUUCUCAGCUGAAGGAAUUUGAAUGCCAGCAGAAGGACUCUGAGUGGGCCAUUUGAGCUGUUCUCAAAGCUCAGAAAAUACCUUUUUGGACUGUAUGUACAAUUUUUAUAGUAUUAUGUGAAUUCAGAUGUUUUAACUAGAUGCCCACAACACACAUGCUGCAGUUUCAAAUCCCCCAUGUUAAGGGGGAGGGAAGGUGGGCGAUAUUUGUCAUUCCAGGUAGAGCUUUGCCUUUGUCUGUUUUACAGAAAUCUCUUUAUGGCAUGUUGCACAGAGUCAUCCUUAUAAGGUUAUGAUUGUUAUUGCUGCUGCACUGAUGUUUUAUAGAAAAUUUAUAUAAUGUAAUACUUCUAAUGUUCUACUUGUUUUUUGUAGAAAGGUCAGACACUGGUUGCAGAGCUCUGCCUGUCGGUGUGAUAUGUGGAGUUGGAGGUGUAGGUUUCUGCAUCCUCCUGGAGGGGGCUCCUCAUUUUGCACUGACAGGUGAGACAGCAACAUCAAUGCUGGCAGUUUUAUUGUUAUUUAUUGUUAUUUUGUCAAUGUCUUUAACAAAUCCAUUUGUUAUUAAUGCCUGUCAGCCUGUGGGUGCUAAAAAGUUGCUAGAUUUGGCAGCUCCCUGUUAAAGGACAUGGCUGUAGUUCUUUAAGAGAACAGCUGGUUUAUGUAUGUAAAAUUGCUCUGAAUGUGAAGGUGAUGUUCUGAAUGUUUUAGUGGUUGUAAUGUAAAUAUUGCAAUUCAUUC
Paramisgurnus dabryanus is the source of this 3016-nucleotide messenger RNA. NCBI's taxonomy places the organism in Eukaryota, Metazoa, Chordata, Actinopteri, Cypriniformes, Cobitidae. The record is from RefSeq and is a predicted model, not a curated record.